CAAUACUAUUCGAUAAUGUUUAUACUUACCAUACUUACUUAUUAAUUAAUAACUGACCGUUACUACCGUUAUGCACUCAGGACGUAUAGUGUAGCAAUUGGAUACCAUACCUACCAAAAAUUACGAAAACAAUAUGAAAUCAACGCUUGAUGGGAAGUCGCGUUGGAAAGAAAAAAUUGAAAACAAAGAUUACACGCCUCUGACGUGUAAAAACUGUUGUGAAUUAGCGACGAAACUGUUGGAAAAUUUUGAAGAAAAAACGCAUUUGUUUCAUCGACCGAGCACAACGAGUACAAAUCCUGAAAGACCGUUCGAUGACAACAAGUCGUCUACCAGUUACUAUCACGACGAUUCAAAAUGUUACUGUUCAUUGCCGACAAAUAGUGACCAUUGUUUAGAAAAUUGCACGAAAAAUGUCAAGUGCUGUGUUUGCAACGUUAGCGACUAGCCGACUAUAGGUAGUUGGUGAAAAAAAAUUUGUUUACAAUAAUAUGACAUAUCGAUUUAUAUGAAAUUGAUAUUUUGUAGAUAAUAUGAUUUAACAAUAAAUAUUCUAUAUGUUUCAAUCGUAUAUCACAU
Melanaphis sacchari is the source of this 579-nucleotide messenger RNA. RefSeq lists its product as uncharacterized. NCBI's taxonomy places the organism in Eukaryota, Metazoa, Arthropoda, Insecta, Hemiptera, Aphididae. The transcript is spliced from 3 exons. The coding region runs from base 134 to 448 and encodes 104 amino acids. The record is from RefSeq and is a predicted model, not a curated record.